Diorhabda carinulata is the source of this 1555-nucleotide messenger RNA. RefSeq lists its product as uncharacterized. The record is from RefSeq and is a predicted model, not a curated record. The transcript is spliced from 6 exons. The coding region runs from base 258 to 1391 and encodes 377 amino acids. Lineage: Eukaryota; Metazoa; Arthropoda; Insecta; Coleoptera; Chrysomelidae.
GAAUAAAAUAUUCAAAAUGUUGCAGAUAUACAAAGAUAUUACUCACUCUUGGUUGCCUCACCCAUGUUACGGAGUAUUUCGACUGUGAGAAAAUAAGUUUUCAAACAUUUGUCCCACAAUUGUUUAAAGAAUCUGAAAAGUUUUCAACACAUUAGAUAAAUCCCACAGUAUGUGAAAAGUGGCCGAAGCUAAGUGACCAUAGUUGUUCGAAAUGUGAUUAGUAUGCAUUUGAAAAAUAUGCGCUUCGUUAAGUUAAAAUGGCCUUAGUUGAAAACUGUUUUUGUUGUAGUUUGCAAAUUGCAUCAGGAUUUUUCGCAGCUUAUUUAUUGAUUGCUUAUCUAAUUGCAUUCGCAUUCGAGUUACUAUGGAUCUUAGAAUCGGAGGUAGCGUUACCAUCAGCAGCUGUACUAUUGAGUGCAGGAUAUUUCGCAAUGGCUCUUUUUGCAGCUCUACUUAUCCACGGUUUAGCAACGAAAAAUGCAGUUUGUCUCUUAAGUUGGAUGUUAUCUGUUACAUUACUUACUUUUCCAGAAGCCGGUUUAGUCAUUUAUAUGAGUAUCCAAUAUUGGAGAAUAGAAAGUCUUUAUGGUAUAACAGAAUUAGCUUGCUGGUUAAUUAGAAUAAUAAUAAAUGUGAUAGAAAUUAUCCUAAUCCAUUCUUUACAUACGAAGUGGAAAGAAGAGGAAUUAGUACAUAAGAGAAUUAGAGACUUAAAUAUGGUGGCCAUACCGGUACAAGGGGACAAUUUACCAACUCUAAAUAGUCAAUUUUAUCAAAAUAAUGCGUACGAUACGUCUUUGGAACAAUUUACAAAUGCUCCGAGGUAUGGAUCUACUCCAAACUUAUGGAGCAAUCCAGUUACUAGUAAUAUGAUGAUGAGUUUACCUUUCGAUGGUUACCAAUUUUAUACGACGAGCGAAUUCAACGCUAGCAUAUUCGUACCGAAUUUCGCUAAUAAUAUUGGAAGUUUAUCAGCUAAAAAAGCCCAAUCGCUAAUGGACCUCCGAUUACUGGAGGAGCAUACAAUGCUUAGCGAGAAACUGAAUCACCAAUAUCACCCUUGGAUUACCCAGUCGAUAUCAGAAACGAGCAGCGCAAUAAUUCCUACCAUGUCCGAAAUGCCUCCGAAACAAACGAAAUUAACGAAAUGCGCUUCGGUGGACGCUCUGAACGUCAUCAACAAAGGAAAUCACAUAAUUAAAAACAGGACUGGUUUUUACGCCCAACCUAUAGCUGAUUAUGGAGUUCCUAUUUAUUAUGGUCCGUUAGACGGUCCAGAUUUUCUAAUAUACAAGAAAAAAAUUGACAAGAUGCAUAGUAAAACUUCCCUUACUAAUACUACGAACACUUCUGCUGAAGAUGUACAGAAAUAUCGAGAUGUGGCUUUGUAAUUGUCUGUGAUUGAAGGUUUUUCUGUUAAUUCAAUUCAAACCAUCAAAACUAUUCCCUAUUAACCAUUAAUUAACAAGUGAAAAUUAUAUUUUCCUCGUGGAAACCACUUUUAGCAUAAGUUUACAUAAAAAUGUAUAUAUUUUUAAAUAAAUUUAUAUUUUUA